This is a messenger RNA of Paramecium octaurelia, 276 nucleotides long. The record is from the annotation of a GenBank genome assembly. Lineage: Eukaryota; Ciliophora; Oligohymenophorea; Peniculida; Parameciidae.
AUGAUUCAACUCAGGAUCUAGUAAAUUAUUUAUCCUUAAAAUUUGUUGAUUUACAUCCCAUAUACAUUGAUGAUUUGUGCUAGGAAGUAAAAACUAUCUCCAAGGUGUUACAAAGGAAAUAUUAUAACAGCUAAACAUUAUAAUCAAAGAGAAGGAUAUCCUAAAGUAUAAUUUAUAAGUUAUGUUUUACAAUAUCAUUUUAAUUAUAUCACUUAAUAUUUAUGGAGCUAAAAGAUUUCAUAGAAAUCUAUGAAAAAGAUAGAGUUGAUUAAUUGA